This is a messenger RNA of Mollisia scopiformis, 2490 nucleotides long. Its product is annotated as SPX-domain-containing protein. Lineage: Eukaryota; Fungi; Ascomycota; Leotiomycetes; Helotiales; Mollisiaceae. Gene Ontology annotation, biological process: microautophagy; vacuole fusion, non-autophagic; polyphosphate metabolic process. Gene Ontology annotation, cellular component: vacuolar transporter chaperone complex; fungal-type vacuole membrane. The coding region runs from base 1 to 2490 and encodes 829 amino acids. The transcript has 4 exons. The record is from RefSeq and is a predicted model, not a curated record.
AUGCUAAUCGUCCAAGACCUCAGAACGAAGCAACGAUACUGGAAGACGUCCGAACCUGGCAAGAACGACUUCGGCCCCGGUCAGAUCAUCAUGAAAUUCGGCGAGCAGCUCCGCACGAGCGUGAUUAAGGAGUAUCAAUGGUACUAUAUCGCCUAUGACGAGCUUAAGCAGCAGCUGAAGACGGACUGGGCGACGCCGCCCUCGAAAUCGAAUCCGAAGGGGAAGAGAAAGGAGUGGACGGAGGACGACGAGAGUAAAUUUAUUGGCAGACUAGAGCAGGAGUUGGAUAAGGUGCAUACGAAGCAGAAGGUUAAGGCGAUUGAAAUCUCGAGACGGAUUGCUGCCAGUGAGAAGGAGGUUGGGGAUGUGGUUGCUAGACUCGACAAUAGGGGACCUGUUGGCAGAGAUGGUAAUGCGCAGAACGAUGAUGCUCCGACUGAGGAGGAGUUCAUGAUGUUGGAGGAGGAUUUGAGUGAUAUCAUUGCAGAUGUGCAUGACCUUGCCAAGUUCGUGUCGUUGAACUAUACUGGGUUCCAGAAAAUCAUUAAGAAGCAUGAUAAACAAACGAAAUGGAUGCUCAAACCGGUUUUCGCGACGAGACUAAAGGCCAAGCCUUUCUUCAAAGAUAACUACGAUGCAGAUAUUGUCAAGCUGUCCAAGCUGUAUGAUAUUGUUAGGACGAGAGGAAACCCAGUGAAGGGCGACAGUGCUGCCGGUGGAAGCCAGGGCAACUUCAUUCGAAAUACUACUAAGUAUUGGGUGCAUCCAGACAACAUCACUGAGGUCAAGCUCAUCAUCUUGAAGCAUCUACCAGUCCUCGUUUUCAAUGCCAACAAGGAAUUCGAACCAAAAGACUCUGCCAUUACCUCCAUCUAUUAUGAUAACCCCGAGACGUGGGAUUUAUACGAGGGUCGAUUGAAGAAGUCUGAGGGUGCAGAGGCUAUACGUAUGCGUUGGUACGGUGAUGUCGAUACCGAGACGAUCUUCGUUGAACGCAAGACGCAUCGUGAAGAUUGGACUGGAGAGAAGUCUGUGAAGGCUCGCUUUAACAUCAAGGAGAAGAAUAUGAAUGCGUACCUAAAAGGCGACCUUCUACCUGAAGCACUUUUCGAGAAAGCUAGGAAAGACGGCAAGAAAUCCGCCAAGCAAAUCGACGAGGACGAGAGACUUGCAAAGGAGAUCCAGUAUUCGGUCAUCCAGAAAGGUUAUAAACCAGUCUGCCGCUCGUUCUACAAUCGUACCGCUUUCCAGCUCCCAGCUGAUGCAAGAGUUCGAAUUUCUUUGGAUACCGAACUCACAAUGGUGCGAGAGGAUAACCUUGAUGGCAGACAACGUUCGGGUGACAACUGGAGACGAAUGGAUAUCGGUAUCGACUAUCCCUUCUCUCAACUCCCUGCUGAGGACAUUGAGCGGUUCCCAUAUGCUGUUCUCGAGGUCAAACUGCAGACACAAGCAGGUCAGGAGCCUCCAGAGUGGGUUCGAGAAUUGAUUGCUAGCCAUUUGGUAGAAGCGGUCCCCAAAUUUUCGAAGUUCAUUCACGGCACAGCUACUCUCUUCCCUACUCGUAUUAAUUUACUACCCUUCUGGAUGCCUCAGAUGGAUGUCGACAUCCGAAAACCUGUUACUCAACACUUUGGAAUUCGUCGACCAGGCCAUUCAGCGCAAAGCAGCACGAGUGAUGACGAUGAGGACGAUGAGGACUCCGACGACGAACAAUAUGUCGAAGAAGGUGAAGGUUCACAAUCUAGCACUGCCUUGGGUAGUUCAGAUGAGAAUUUGAAUCGUCUUCGCGAAGCACGGGAGAUUGAAAAUCGUGCCCCAGGCAAUGAACUGGACAUCGAGGAACAAAUGGCUGCCCAACCACUGGAUGAUGAAGAUGAACCUCUUUACGACUCUGACGAUGAAGACAACGAGUCAGAUAAGAUUGCGGAGGCACGACAUUCUGGUAGUUGGAUGUACUAUCCUCUUCUGAUGAAGAAGCAUGCGAGAAUGGCUGGUCAACACAUCAUUCGCACUGUUGAUUCUAUGCGCAAACCAAAUCCUGUACCUAGGAAUGGAAUGAUAUCUGCACUCGGCAAUGGCAAGAUUACAAGCAAGAAGUUCAAGGCACCAAAAGGCAAGAAGAUACACGUUCCAGUGAGGGUAGAACCAAAAGUGUACUUCGCCGCUGAACGAACAUAUUUGUCAUGGAUUGAGAUCUCAGUGUUUAUCGCCUCUGCUGCGACGCUCCUCCUAAAUUUUGACCAUCAACCAACUGUCGGCGCCCUGAUCGGCUCGGGCAUGUUCACCCUGAGUGCCAUUGCGUCCUUGAUCUAUUGCAUGGCUAUAUAUGUCAUCAGAAGCAGAGCUAUCAGGUCAAGAAAAGCGAUUAAAUACCAUGACAGUGUUGGGCCUUCGGUUAUUGCGUUCCUGUUCUUGGCUGCUUUUGUAAUCAACGUUAUAGUUCAAGCACAUGCUAGGGGUUAUAUCCAGAUGAGUUGGUUGGAUUAG